GAGAGGAAGCAUAGGCUUGUAUGGUAAGCGGCAGUUGCGGUUUGUGUCACGUGCUGCUUCUGGUGUCUUUGCUCAGGCAUGGUACUUACAAUAGUAUCCAUCUUAAUUGCUGCCAUCCCUGUGGCCUACUGCUAUCCUACUGCCUUCCAAGACCUGGAGGAAAUUGGCACAAACAGAACCUCCAUCAAGUUCCUGGCUGUAGGAGACUGGGGUGGAGUGCCUUAUCCCCCCUACAUCACCGCCGUGCAGAAGGCUACAGCUCGAGAAAUGAGCAAAGUAGCAGAGCAGAUGGGAGCUGACUUUAUUCUGGCCCUUGGCGAUAACUUCUACUACAAAGGUGUGGACAGUGUGGAUUCCCCUCGGUUUGAGGACACCUUUGAGUCUGUGUACACUGCGAAGUCUCUCAAAGUCCCCUGGUACGUGCUUGCUGGCAAUCAUGACCAUGCAGGGAACGUCAAAGCCCAGAUCGAGUACAGCCAAAAAUCUGACCGAUGGCGAUUCCCCUCUUACUAUUAUGAGCUAAACUUCCACAUUCCCAACACGGGGAAGACGUUGACGAUCAUCAUGCUCGACACCAUAAUGCUGUGCGGCAACUCUGACGACUACGUGGACGAGAAGCCCAGAGGCCCCCUGUGUGCGGUGGAUGCCAACCGUCAGCUGACCUGGCUGCAGGAGAGACUGGCUCGCUCCAAGGCAGACUUCCUGUUGGUGGCCGGCCACUACCCUGUGUGGUCCGUGUCUGAACACGGGCCAACAGAGUGCCUUCUGAAAAGGCUUCAUCCCCUGCUCAUUAAAUACCAGGCCACUGCUUAUCUCUGCGGCCAUGACCACAAUCUGCAGUACAUUGAAGAGUCUGGUGUGGGCUACGUGGUGAGCGGUGCUGGAAACUUCCUGGAUCCCGAUGUCCGUCACUGGAACCAUGUUCCCAAAGGUUCUGUGAAGUUCUUCACCGGCCAAGCUUCAACACUGGGAGGCUUCGUCCAUGCGGAAGUCACAAAGGACAAGAUGGUUGUGACCUUCUUCCAGGCUAAAGGCACUUCUCUCUAUCGCACUGUCCUCUCCCAAAGGAACUUUGAGUAGACUAGCUAACCACUGGAGAGGUCAGCUUGUCAGUUACAUACAGUAUUAGUCUGCAGUGUAGAGAUCAAAGUAAUUGCUGUUAAUCCUGUCUUUUUUUAUUAUUUUUUUAAAUCUUGGCAUUAAUAUUUCAAAGCACUUGAGGUAUGUUUUUAAAAAAAAAUCAACUAGUUUUACAUGUAAAUUCAUUGUAUGAUAAGUGAAUAAAUGUAGUUUGUAAAUUUGA
Morone saxatilis (striped sea-bass) is the source of this 1303-nucleotide messenger RNA. RefSeq names its product acid phosphatase 5a, tartrate resistant (gene acp5a). Gene Ontology annotation, biological process: bone resorption. Gene Ontology annotation, molecular function: ferric iron binding; acid phosphatase activity; ferrous iron binding. Lineage: Eukaryota; Metazoa; Chordata; Actinopteri; Moronidae. Bases 79 to 1080 code for a protein of 333 amino acids. The record is from RefSeq and is a predicted model, not a curated record. The transcript is spliced from 6 exons.